This is a messenger RNA of Haemonchus placei, 1050 nucleotides long. The record is from the annotation of a GenBank genome assembly. NCBI's taxonomy places the organism in Eukaryota, Metazoa, Nematoda, Chromadorea, Rhabditida, Trichostrongylidae.
AUGGCGCAGUAUCAACAAAACUGGGUGAAGCUGUUCACGGAACGUCAAUUUUUCAGCAUACAAGCGUCUCACAUUGACACAUUUGUGACCGUUCAGGCGGCGUUCCUUGAGACCGAUGCAGUGCAGUUGGACGCCAAGGUCCCGGUACGUAUCUGUCUUCGGUCGUCCGCUGUCCAUCCUAUUCGCUUGUCGGCCGUGGUCGUCGGCUGUGAUGCUGAACGAAGACGUCGGAAUCCUGUAGCCAUUUCAGACGUCAUGCCGCUUGUUCAGGCUUCCCGACAAUCCAUCACGUUGGAGCCUAAGAAGAAAACUGCCGUCAUUGUUAUACUAGAUCUUUCCAAAGCACAGAUUCAGAAAGGACAAACUCUAUGGAUCACACGAGUUUGUUUGGAGAUAGGCGAUCGUCAUUCAAAAAUGUUCGGCCAGUUAGAGUACAAUUUCGAUCAUACGCUGCUACAAUCUCAACGUCCGCGUUCCGAAUUCGGUUCCAAUAUGUUGAGGAUUGCCGCUUCGGAUGGUGAUUUGGAAGCUAACCCGUCUUCAACGCGUGUGAGCUGCCUGGUUGCGGAGAUUGCUGCCGCUACUCUUGAGUUGAAGAAUACGUGUAAUCAUAAAAUUGAGGCCGUUCGGUUGGAUUUCAAACGUAACGAACAACAGACAACAGAAGCAAUAGCGGUUCUGUUUGUGGACGAGAACGACGAACUCCGAUCUGAAUUGACUAUUGUUGGAGCCGAGGUGGUAGAAUCUGGUGAAACGAUCCACGUUCCAGUGCGAUUUUCCGCGCAACUUGUAGGAAAUAUUGACUUGGAGUUAGAGACGAGCUAUCUGCUUUUGGGUGAGACGCGACGUCGGAUAGGUCGAAUCCAUUUGACUAUCACCGCUCGAGAACCUCUUAGCGUGAAGAGUGGUGUGCUCAGCAUGAACGGACUUCCACUGGCCUCCAUUCUCAAUCACAGCGAAUAUGUUAUCAAAGCUGAAGUCACAGCCAAUGCCAACAUUAUUAUCACCCACGUUGAAUGGCUUCUAGUAAGUUCUCCAAUUGUGCACUGA